UGUCUUCUAUCAAGUUGACAAGCUCAUUAUAGAAAUAUAUAGGUAUAUUCUGUCAUAUCUAUUAGAAUAUGCUGAUAUAUCCAUUUUAUUUUUUCUUUUCCUUUUCAAUUUUUACCUUCUUUUGAGCUCCAUCUUUUAUGAACACUUUCCAUAAAUAAUUUAAGGUCAAUACGUGAUGGAUAUUGAAAUAAAUCGAUCCUUUUAUCGAUGUAAAACGGCAUCAGUAUCUAUUAAACACCGCUUUGGACGUCGUGCGGUACUUGUAAGGGAUACCUCGAAGUUUAAAUACCCUCUAGAAAGCCAUGAAAUCAAAUCGCCGUCUCCGCAAGAAAUGGGGCUGCCGAAUAGCCGCAGCGAGGAUGUGGAAAAAUUAGUGAUUUGCGCGGUCGAUGCGCGAGGGCAUUUCGCGGUUGAACAUUGCAACUCCUACAGCAUUUUUGCCUACUGUACUAACCUGGAUGAUGACAAACAAGGCAUAAACAAACCUAUUGCUAAAAUAAAGAAAAAAUGCAAAUGGGUUGAUCACUACCUCAAGGAAAAUGAUCUGAAGGAGGAAAGCUUAGGCCACGGUACUCCUCUUUCUCCCAAUAGCCAUAAACAUUCAACAAGAACUCGUCGUUCAAGUAUUUAUAAUAAUUUCGUCGGGUUAUUUCGCGGUACCUUUGCGAAUACAUCUUUUACCGACGCCGCAAUGGAAUGGAGUCGAUUUUCUACUCAGGAAAAGAAUAAUGUAUCCAUAGAGAAUUUGAUUCUGAAAGUUCGUCAGGAGGGUAGGUAUCAGCUUUCUAAAAGUGAGAUUUGAAUCAACAAAUAAAAAAAGAGAAAGUGAAGGGCGAAGCUGUAGAGUUGUACAAGUGCUUAAUAUAUACGAAGACUAACAGCUAA
Messenger RNA from Phytomonas sp. Hart1, 885 nucleotides. NCBI's taxonomy places the organism in Eukaryota, Euglenozoa, Kinetoplastea, Trypanosomatida, Trypanosomatidae. The record is from the annotation of a GenBank genome assembly.